Peronospora belbahrii is the source of this 231-nucleotide messenger RNA. The record is from the annotation of a GenBank genome assembly. Lineage: Eukaryota; Oomycota; Peronosporomycetes; Peronosporales; Peronosporaceae.
AUGUAUCCUCUGCUGCUGCCAUUUGUGCUAGCAUAUGUGGCGUUUCUCGCGUUUCUUGUGCAAACCAAGCAUGAGAAGGUCGUGCUGCAUACUUGGACUUUCUACUUGCUGUCAAUUGGCACCGGGCUUGUCGUGCUGCGCUACUUUGAGCUGUAUCUUGUCGAUUUACCUCAAGUGCUGGCGUUUCGUGAGCAUCCAGAGUUUGUAACGGAGGGGCUCUUAUCUUGCUGA